UCAGUUUCAGUGUUAACAAUGGCUUUUAUUGAGAACUUUGAGUUAAUACGAAUUCCUGUGGAAUUCUACAAAACAAUGGGUCAAGAUAUUUUCGAAACUGCAAAACAUAAUCGAUUAAAAUCAAUCAGCUUGAAGAUAUUACUCUAUGGAGGACUUGGUAAUUACAUUAUUGAAUAUAUGUUGCAAGUAGUCUUCUUCGUUUUAGCUCUAAGAUCCAAUGAAUACCUUGUUGCUUAUGCCGUGGCUCCAUCUAUUGGCUUUGGGCUUGUGGCAUAUUUUAAAAUGAUGACAUUACACAUGAAUAGAUCUUCAAUUCGAGAUAUUCUCAGGGAAUUCGAAUUAAUCUACCCCAAAACUAUGGAACUACAGAGGGAUUAUCAAAUUGAGAAAUUCUAUAGACUUUUGAAGCCUAUCAUGAAGCUCUAUGCUGGCUUGUGCCUUAUGAAUACAUUCUACUAUCUCUUUUUUCCACUUGUCAAAUCUGUAUCGGCUUGCUUGUUGUUUGGAGUUAAGUUCGACUUUCCCCUGCCGUUAUUCAUUUGGUAUCCUUAUGAUCCAAAGGGAAAUUGGACACUUUAUUUAUUAACCUAUGGUAUGCAGCUUUAUGGAUCCUUACUUACAGCUGUCGGCUAUUUGACAGCAGACUUGUUUCUAGUUUCGUCAGUUGAGCAAUUGUGCAUUCAUUUCAAUUAUGUUUCGUUGAGAUUCGAACAGUUUGAGCCAAGUUCAGAUGAGAACAAUCAUCGAUAUUUAGCAAGAAUUGUGAAGCACCAUAUUAAGUGUUUGGAAAUUAGCGAUUCAGUGGAUAGAAUUUUUGGAUUUUCAUUGUUUUUAAAUUUUUUCGCAUCUUCUGGAACUUUAUGCUUUGUUGGUUUCCAAGUGACUUCUGCAACAAUUGAGGAACUUCUUCAAAACAUUGUCCUAUUGGUGACAUCGUUGUCUCAGGUCUUCAUAAUAUGUUUCUAUGGAAAUAAAUUAAUUUAUACUAGUCAAGCUGUUGGAGAAGCUGCUUUUGGUCAUGCCUGGUAUAUGUGCAACAUGGAAUAUCGGAGAAUGGUGGCUUUGGUUAUAACUAGAAGUCAAAAGAUGGCAGCUAUUCAUGCACCAACUUUUCCACCCAUAUCUCUGGAAACGUUUAUGAAGGUCAUAAGUAUGGCAUAUCAAUUCUUUGCCGUUAUUCGGACGACUAGUGACAACUAAAGCAAAGAUGAAGCCACCAAAAAAGGAAUUAUAAAUUUAAAUUCAAAAUAAACAGAAACGAAUUGUGUACCAAGUAAUAAAGGGAAUUGUAUCAAGCAAUUA
Eupeodes corollae is the source of this 1302-nucleotide messenger RNA. Its product is annotated as odorant receptor 67c-like. Bases 19 to 1200 code for a protein of 393 amino acids. Gene Ontology annotation, biological process: sensory perception of smell; detection of chemical stimulus involved in sensory perception of smell. Gene Ontology annotation, molecular function: olfactory receptor activity; odorant binding. NCBI's taxonomy places the organism in Eukaryota, Metazoa, Arthropoda, Insecta, Diptera, Syrphidae. Gene Ontology annotation, cellular component: plasma membrane. The record is from RefSeq and is a predicted model, not a curated record. The transcript has 4 exons.